AUGGCAGGGCUCGCCCUCGGUCUCGCCCCUGCAGUCCGAUAUUGGGCUGCGACAGGAUUGUACGCCGCCAACCUUUGGACUUCUCUCCAUAAGGAGUGCCACUGCACGUGUGCCUUCACGGGUGAGCACGACAGAGAGCUGAUUCAGGUCCUGCAGCGACAGUUGGACAGGUGUGGCCCUGAGCAGCUUCGGAGCGCGCCGUCAGAGUGCCCGCCAGUCUUCUGGGAGAUCGCCUCAGUCGUGUGCCUCGCGGUGUUUGCCGCGUUCAUCAUAGGCUACCUCACAGGGCUGCCCGAUCUUCUGAAGACGGCCCGCCCGUGGGACAAGCUGUACUGUCUGUACAGCCUGGAGGAGAAGCAGUACCACGAGAGGCUUCUGUGCGCCCACGUGGACGGCUCACGAUGGGCGGUGGCGACGCCUGAUGGCGACGUGUACGUCGAGGACUUCGCCGACGACGACCACGUGGAGAUCCACCGAGCUGGUCCUCGUGGCGGGGCGCCGCCGCAGCUGCGCAAGAAGAUGCUGUACCGCUUCGACAUGGACGAGCAGGGGCUGAUCGCCCUCGUGGACGAGGGGGUGCGGCUGGCGGAGUCCGAGCGCCACGAGGUCCGCCACAAUCCAGUGGCGAGGCCACCAGGGGUUGUCCGCCGGCUGCGGGGGAAGCAGCACUCAUUCCCUGCGGUAGCGGACGGCGGCACGGACACCCCGCGUGGUUCCGAGGUCGGCUGGGCGGCCGGCGCAGCGGAGCCGCCGCUGCCGCCGCCAGGUCCCCUCCCGCCGGUGCAGCUGGAUGACAGCUGGGUCGCCCUGGAGUCGCGGCUGGGGUUCAGGCGAGGCUCUUCAGUGGACGUCACGUUCGCCACCGUCUACGCCAUGGACGACCGCGCGCUGGCCUCGUUCCCAGAGGGGGUCAUCACGCUUGGCCGAGUGGGGACCCUCUCCGACGAGGUGCCGCUCUCGCCUCGAGACGCCCAGGAGGACGUGCUGGACGAGCGCAUCCUGAGGUACCGUCGGAGCGGGACGGGCCAGCGGCGUCGUGCCUUCGCGGAGGUCGUCGCGGAGCAGCGCGAGGUUCUCUCCACGGAGGAGUGGCGCGUGCAGGGGCCCGCUACCAUCGGCGGGCUGCUUCAGGCACACCUGGGGCAGGGGAGCGGGCCCGUCCAGCGACAUUACCGGUGGCGUCAGAUCCUGGGGUUGGCCGCGGCCGACCCAGGGGACGACGAGCACUUGUUCCUGUGCGAGCUCAUCGAGACGGCGUUUGAGCUGGCGGCGAGGCGCUUCCAGCUCUGGGAGGAGGUGUACUCGGAGGCGCUCCGCCAGGUCGAGGUCGCGGGCACCGCUGGGGCCACUGCCGACUCGGAUGGCUGGCUGGACGAGCGCAGGAUCUUCCUCGGGGGCACCCGCUCCAAGGGGCAUGCGCUCGCGUCGCCGUCCCUGGAGAAGCACGUGGCGGAGAGGAUGCAGGAGGAGAGCGCCAUCCUGAAGGAGCGGCGCAAGGGCCGAGAGGAGCGCCGCAUGGCACGUGGCGCGGGCAGCAGCGGCGCCGACCGCCGGCACCAGGAGGUCUGGCUGCGCGAGGGCAUCGCCGCGCUGAACGACCUCGGUGGCCGGGGGGCGGACACUCCGGCGGGGGCCCCCACGGCCUGCCAGGUCGCCGCCGUGCGGCGCCUCGCGCAGCUCUACGGCAGGGUGGGGCCGCCGCCUUCCGAGGUGACUCCCCUGGGGGCGUGGCAGACGCUCCAGGCUUCGCGGAACGGCUAUGCAGACGUCAUGGCCGAAGGUGCAUCGACAACCUACAGGAAGGGGGCCAUGGCGCUCCCGCGGGCUGCGGCAGGGCGAGUGCGGCUUGUUGACGUGCUGCCGCCGCACCUGCAGUCUCUUCUGUCUGAUUCGUCGCAGAUGCUACGAGAGCCUGAGGCUCGCAAUUUUGCUUUGGGUGAGGCGCCCAGGGUCUGUGCCAUGGACCCAGUGCUGCAGCGACAUGGCUACCAGUUCGGCGAGUGCCUUUCUGAGCUGCUCGCCGCGGGCAUCAUCGAGCGCGCGUCCGAGGGCAGCAUCAUCGAGCGGGCUGGCAUCUUUUUCGCCCCAAAGAAGGACUCGUCGCUUCGGCUGAUCUUCGACACUCGUAGGUCCAAUGCCCAUUUCCAGGACCCUCCCUACACCCUGCUCGCGAGCGGGGAGGCCCUGGCGAACUUGGAGGUUGAUGCUGCUGAGGGGGUCGCGGUGGCCUCAGGCGACGUGGAAUGCUGCUUCUACCAGUACGAGCUGCCUUGCUGGGCACGUGCCUUCUUCGGCUUGCCAGCGGUCCAAGCACGUUUUUGGGGUCCAGCAGCCCGUCAGCAUCUCGGGGUGUCGGAUCCGUCCGAGAUGAUCCACUUCGUUGCCAGAGUGGUGCCCAUUGGCUGGUCGUGGGCCGUGCACCUCAUUCAGGAUGCCCACGCACACGUCCUGAGCAACGUCAGCCCGGAGGCGCCCUGGAUCGCCGACAAGGUUCCCACGCCGGCGCUCGGGGCUCAGUGUUCCACCGCCAAGAUGCUGCACAUCGACAACGUCGCGGUCUUCACUUCAGGCAGCGGCGACCCCACCCUGGAGGUGGAGCGCAUGUUGGCCGCGCUCAGUGCGCGGGGCAUUCAGGCUUCCUUCGACCGCGAGGAUGGGGACCUGCACACCCUGCUCGGUUUCGUGUUGCACAAGCCCUCGGCCACUUGGCGUCUUUCACAGAGCAAGUUCUGGCGACUGAAGUUCAGCCUCGAUUUUGUGCUCACGCCGGGGCGGCUCGUCACUGGGCGCGAGCUCGAGAGGCUGAUGGGCCAUAUCACGGCCGCCGUCAUGCUGCAGCGGCACAUGCUCUCGCUAUUUCAUGCGAUCGAUGAGUUCUGCAGGCGGUCGCGUGACAAGCGGCAGCCACUCUGGUCGUCGGUGAGGCGGGAGCUUUCCUGGUUCAGGCCGCUACUUCCCUGCGUGACAGUCUCGCUGAGCCGAACUUGGUGCGAGCGCGUCACUGCUACCGACGCCUCGCCUUGGGGGUUCGGCAACGUGGAGCAGCUGUGGCCCGUCAGUGAAGAUCGGCGUAUCGGCAGCCUCUCGGAGCGCAGCCGCUUUAGAGGGGUCCUGACGGCCGACUACGCCCCCAGGGACACGCUGGUCGAGCAGCAGCUCCUGCACGCCUCGGCUGCCGACGUCACCGCAGAGGGCACCCUGACCCACUUCGAGGAGGCAUGGGAAAGCAACACGGUGUCGGACAAUGCGGUACACCCUCAGCCAAGGGUGAGAAAGGCACACAGCAGGCUGGUCCUCUAUCCGGAGCCAUCGGCUCGAGGGAGCACAACCAUGCCAGCGACGGCGUACUGGGUCAACCCCGCCUACGGCAAGCGCGCCCGCGAUGCAGCGGCGCCCAGGCCAGCGCCAACCACCCGGCGCGCCUUCGGCUCGCGCGGCGGGCACGGGCUGCCAGGCCCUUUGGGCUCCCGCCAGGGCUGGACAUCCCCAGCGCCGCUGAGCGACAGGCCCGCAGAGGUAUGUGCGCGGCGGGCGCGGCUGCGUCCGCGGCUCUCGCGACUGGCGGCGCGUCGGGUGCGACGCGCUACCGAGCUCUCGUACCUGCGGGCGCUGACCAUGCUCUUGGGCUGGCUACGGCUACUUGCGCUUCCGUGCUGGACCCCCGCGCAGUGGGACGAGACGCUGGUGGACUACUCCGAGUGGGCCUUCGACCGCGGCAUGGGCCAGGAGGCGUUCUCACGCACCCUUUGUGCCGUGGCUUGGGGCGAGCCUGCGCUGGGAGGCCCCGCGCGGCGCCUCUUUCCCGCGGCGCACGCGCCGCUGUCAGGCUGGACGCGCCUCCAGCCGGGACACUCCCGCCCGCCACUGCCGCGGGCAAUCGCUCUUGCGAUGGCUGCCGUGCUGGUCUCGAUGGGCAAGCCGGACUCGGGUCUGUGCAUCCUGGUGGCCUUCGAGUGCUACCUGCGCCCGUCCGAGGCCGCGACCUUGCUGGCCGAGCAGCUGCUUCCAGGCAGGUGCCACGAGGUCGGGGUGCUACAGUACCCUCUCCUCAUUCUGCACCCAGAGGAGCUCGCUACCAGCUCCAAGACGGGCGAGUUCGACUCCACGGUGGCUUUCGACCUUCCUCGACAUCACUGGAUUGGGCGCGCGGCCGUGCGGCUGCAACGGCUUCGACGCGAGGGCGAGCUCCUGUUUCAGAUCUCCUACCCUCAGCUCCUGGCCGACUUCCAUGCCGCCCGUCACUACCUCAAGCUCGAAGGUUUGGGCUUCUCGCCGCACUGCCUGAGGCACGGCGGCGCGACCCGCGACCGCGCGGCAGGCUGCCGCUCACUGCUGGAGGUGCAAAGGCGAGGAAUGUGGAGGGCGGCGUCAUCGGUGCGGAGGUACGACAAGGCAGGACGGCUGGCGCUGGUCAUGCGGAGCCUCAGCAACGCCCAGAGGAAAGGCUGCGAGGUGUGGGCGGCAGCCGCACAGCGGUUCUUCGACAACGCCUACGUGCUGCCCUCCGCGCCAGCCGCCUCGGCGAGCGGCGGGCUUUCCUCGACCUCUUCUCAG
Messenger RNA from Prorocentrum cordatum, 4554 nucleotides. The record is from the annotation of a GenBank genome assembly. NCBI's taxonomy places the organism in Eukaryota, Dinophyceae, Prorocentrales, Prorocentraceae.